AUGUCCUCAGAUUCUCGUAACAUUGGCCAUGCUGUAGGCCAGGCUUAUAAGACAUUCAUGGGCGGUGGAGAUGGCAGCCGUCGUGGUGGUCGUCGUGGUGGUCGUCGUGGCGGUGGUCGAGGCGGUGGUCGAGGCCAUGGUGGCGUGGAUAAGUCUGGCCGCAAUUGCCGCCAUUGCAAUUCGCCCUACCACCUGCGGAAGGACUGUCCUCACAGGGACAGACCCCGAUUUAAUCGUGGCCGACAGGCAGCCCUUCCCGCUGCCGAAGCCAGAGCUGCUCUUCCAGCUCCCGAGCCUGCUGCCUCUUCAGCAGCCUCUACUCCGGCUGUCACUGCUACAGCUCCCGCUGCUACCACUGCAGCUGUUACCUCUGCUGCCACUUCUGCAGCUCCUACUCCCGCUCCCGCUCCCGCUCCCGCUUCCGCUUCCGCUUCCGCUGCCACUUCUGCAGCUCCCACACCAUCUCCCCCUCUGGCUCAGGCUCCUUCUGAGCUCUCGUCUUCGACCCCUCCUGCCCCCCCCUCUGAGCUCCCAUCUUCGGGUUCCGCCCUGGCUGCCGUUGGGCUCCCGUCUCUGGGUCCUCCCUCUCUCCCUCCCGUUGAGCUACCAGCGGAGGUUCCCCUAGCCGGCGAGAUACCUAUGUCGGAUGCCCCUGAUGCCCCUGCUGAGUCUCAGGCCAAUGAGGGACUUGCUGUUAGCGCCACAACGCCCAACCAGGAGGAGUUGGCACGUAUGGCGCUGAUCUUCCAAGUGUCUAUCGGGACGGGCCUUUCCGCGGCUGACGCGAGGUCGAUGCUCGUCGCGGCCGAGGGGAACGUCGAGGUCUCCAUACGCUUGGGCACGAUGCUCUUUAGAGUGUUGGAGGAGACUGGCAUGCACAGUGAGGCGGCUUUCACUCUCCUCACCCAUGUCCGAUGGGAUAUGUCUACCGUCCCGCUCGCACUCUCAUCUUUCUGGCCUGAUGGUGUCAUCCCUGACGAGCACUUGCGGCCGAGUGUCGUUGAAGCCAGACGACAGCGUGCUGCCACCAUGCACGAGUCUCGCCAGAUCGAGGGCCCCCAUCAGGAGGAGCUUCAGUGUGGACGCAGUUGGGCGUGGCUAGUGCCUCGACCAGCACUACGCUCACUAAAGCUACCAGACUCUGUCCAGGUAACUGACGCUCAUCUUAUCGGCUGGUGGCGACCGUGUAUCGGUGGAUACUGUCUUCAGACGGUACCAUACACUGGUGUAUUUGCGCUCUCCUAUUCGGCUGGUAGCGGCCAGACUUGGUCUUGGCGUCAAAUAGUGCUCGCGGUCAAUGAGGAUCAGACUGGACGCUGGUGA
Messenger RNA from Fusarium verticillioides 7600, 1323 nucleotides. RefSeq lists its product as hypothetical. The record is from RefSeq and is a predicted model, not a curated record. Lineage: Eukaryota; Fungi; Ascomycota; Sordariomycetes; Hypocreales; Nectriaceae. The transcript has 4 exons. Bases 1 to 1323 code for a protein of 440 amino acids.